Molecule: messenger RNA, 1617 nt
Organism: Puntigrus tetrazona (Sumatra barb)
Lineage: Eukaryota; Metazoa; Chordata; Actinopteri; Cypriniformes; Cyprinidae
Product: myeloid-associated differentiation marker homolog
Exons: 1
Coding region: 258-1103 (281 amino acids)
Cellular component (GO): membrane
Source: RefSeq, a predicted model, not a curated record
GCAAACCAGGGCCGGUCUACGGAGGUGCUGCUGAUAAGGUAAUGAGUAAUGAGAGGAUGUGGCCACUCCCUGGACCGCUUACGUUCUGGGUGAGGUUACUAUGUGCAGACUAACCUGGAGUCCAUACGGACGACGACCGGGCUUAGAAAGCGACCUCAAAUCAUUUUCUGGAAUAUGACCAAGAGACGUCAAUGAGAAGACAACACUUUGAAGGCGUCAAAUCAUCAAUUUAAGCGAGGUUUAAGGAGCGCCUAAUCAUGGUAACCUUGAACACUCAGUCUCUCACCGUGCCGGUGGGGAUAAUCCGGCUCUUUGAGUUUGCACUAACGCUCAUUACCUUCAGCCUGGUGGCUUCUGAAGGCCACAAUGGCUCUUCGUUCUGGGCCUGGUGCAUGUUCACCUGGUGCUUCUGCUGUUUCAUGACCCUCCUCGUCAUUACCCUGGAGUUCACCAGCCUCAACGGCAAGCUGCCCAUCUCUUGGGACGACUUUACGACGGCUUUCGCGAUGCUGUCCACGCUGAUGCUGCUGGCCGCUUCGGUCAUCUACCCCACUUUCUUCGUACACUCCUCGCAGCCGGUCAGGAUCGCGGCCACGGUCACGUCCUGCGUCGGCUUCAGCCUGUAUUCAGCCGAGGUGGGACUGACCCGGGCCAGACCCGGGGAGAUCAGCGGGUUCCUGUCCACCGUGCCGGGCCUGCUGAAGGUCCUGGAGGCGUUUGUGGCCUGCAUCAUCUUCAUCUCUCUGAAUUCGAACAUUUACAGCAGGUCCCCCGGGCUCCAGUGGUGCGUGGCCGUCUACUCCAUCUGCUUCAUCGUGGCACUCCUCAUCAUCAUCCUCACCAUCGGCAGGUUGCUGUCUCGGAUACCCUUCCCGCUGGACAAAUGCCUGACGGGGUACAACAUACUGGCGGUUUUAAUGUACCUCACGGCUGUGGUGAUUUGGCCUUUCUACAGCUUCCGGCGCAAUCCGAGACCACCAACCUGCAAUCACUGUUUCUGGGACAGCCUGGUUGUCGUGUCCUGCAUGACUUGCAUCAAUUUGAUCGUCUACAUCGUGGAUACGGUUUACUCGGUGCGUUUGGUGUUUAUUUCACCUGCCUAGAAAACAGAACUUGAUCAAGUGCUUGAGAUGUUCCUCGUUUGUAAGCUUUGAAAUGUCAAAUUUACUGAAAGCUUAACCAGGCAACAGCUCGGACGAGAAGCACGGUUGUUAUAUAGGGAGUUUUAAAUAUACUUGACAUUAAUAAAAAAAUAAUAAUCCUGAAGAAAGUUGACUUUUUAAGGAUUAUUACAAAUAUUUUGGAUGACAAAUAUGUAAUAAUCAUUUAAUUAUGUGUGUGUAUAUGUGCAUUGUAUGUUACAUAUGUGACCCUGGAGCACAAAAAAAAACCAAAAAACGUUGAUGUGUGUAAUUGUAUGGCUCAAAAUGAUCUAUUUUUCUUUCAUGCCAGAAAUAAUUGAGUAAAGAUCAUGUUCUACAUUUUGUGAUUUUCAUAAAAAAAUAUAUAUACAUAAAAAAAUUUGUAAAUUGUAAACUUAUCAAAACUUUGUCUUUGAUCAGUAAUAUGCAUUUGCUAAGAACUUCAUUUGGACAAAUUUAAAGGCAAUUUUCUUAA